AUGCCUUCUCUUCCAAAAGAUUUCCAACUUGGCUUCGCAACGGCAUCGUACCAGAUUGAAGGUGCCGUCGCAGAAGAUGGUCGCGGUCCUUCAAUCUGGGAUGUCUUCUGCCAUCUUGAACCGACACGAACAAAAGGUGCAAAUGGCGAUGUUGCCUGCGAUCAUUAUCACCGGCUUGAAGAAGACCUUGAUCUUUUAAAGAGAUAUGGAUCUGAUAUGUAUCGCUUCUCGAUUUCGUGGUCUCGUGUUAUUCCUCUCGGUGGACGAGAUGAUGCUAUUAAUGAAGCUGGUAUUGCUUUCUAUAAUAGGGUUAUUGACGGGUGUCUGAAGAGAGGUAUCACGCCAUGGGUCACGCUUUAUCAUUGGGACUUACCGCAGGCAUUGCAUGAGAGGUAUGGUGGAUGGUUGGAUGUUGAAGAGUCUCAAAAGGAUUUCGAGAGAUAUGCGAGGCUUUGUUACGAGAGGUUUGGUGAUCGGGUGAAGCAUUGGAUUACACUCAAUGAGCCUUGGAUCGUCUCGAUAUUCGGCUAUGCGACUGGAGGAAAUGCUCCAGGGCGAAGCAGUAUCAAUCCUCAGUCGACAGAAGGUGACACCUCAACGGAACCAUGGAUCGUUGGCAAGGCUCUCAUCAUGAGCCACGCUCGUGCUGUCGCAGCCUACAACCAAGACUUCCGUCCAUCACAGAAAGGCCAAAUAGGAAUCUCAUUGAAUGGAGAUUACUACGAGCCAUGGGAUAGUAGCGACCCGCGAGACAGUGAAGCUGCUGAGAGACGGAUGCAGUUCCAUAUCGGUUGGUUUGCCAACCCCAUCUUCUUGGGACAAGAUUACCCAAAGUGCAUGCGCGAUCAGCUCAAAGACCGCCUCCCACAGUUCACAUCCGAUGAUCUCAAACUUCUUCGCUCAGCAGAAAGUGACUUUUAUGGCAUGAACUACUAUACCUCCCAAUUCGCACGCCACAAGUCCUCUCCAGCACCGGACACGGAUUACAUCGGCAACCUCGACGAACUCCAAACCAACAAGGCCGGCGAACCUGUCGGUUUGGAAAGUGGUCUGCACUGGCUCCGAUCUUGCCCAGACCUCUUCCGUAAACAUCUCACGCGGGUAUAUCGUCUUUACGGUAAACCUAUCAUCAUCACAGAGAACGGAUGUCCUUGCCCUGGGGAGGAUAAGAUGACGCGCGAGGAAUCUGUGCAGGAUGAGUAUAGGAUCAAGUAUUUUGAAGAUCAUCUUGACGCGAUUGGAAGGUCGGUUGGUGAAGAUGGAUCUGUUGUUGAGGGGUAUUUUGCGUGGUCGUUGAUGGACAAUCUUGAGUGGUCUGAUGGUUAUGGGCCAAGGUUUGGAGUGACUUUUACAGAUUACAAGACUUUGGAGCGGACGCCGAAGAAAUCGGCGUUGGUGUUGAGGCAGCUCGUUGAUCAUCGGAAGGGAAAAGACCGCGAUCAGAUAGAGCCCACAUGGUACAUCAAGAUACUGAAAACACCAUCAAUGCAGCGCAAGGCCAAUCUUGAAGAUAGGUUCCCUUAUCUAUGUAUCUCGAAAACCCAUGACCUUUUUGCUCAACAACUAGAUUCACUUUCAAUUUACUUUAUAAAGAUGGCUCGCAUUCUCAUUACUGGUUCCGCCGAUGGUUUAGGCCUUGAAGCUGCGCGGCAACUUGUCAAGCGCAAUCAUACCGUCUAUCUUCAUGCACGCAACGCUCAACGCGCAGCAGAUGCCAAAGCAAAUUGUCCUGGGGCAGCUGGUGCUUUUGCAGCGGAUCUGACACUCGUUUCGGAGACAAAAAGGCUCGCCGAGGAAGUCAACGCCGUCGGAACCUUCGAUGCAAUUAUUCAUAAUGCUGGCAUGAUGGCUGGACCAUUCCGGAAGACUCCCGACACCGGUAUUCCAGCUCAGACCGCCGUGAAUGUGCUCGCGCCUUAUAUCCUCACUUGUCUCUUAACACCUCCCAAGAGACUCAUUUACAUCGCGUCUCAAUUACACGCCGAGGCCGAUACAAGCGUCAAGGAUAUUUUCUGGCUCGAGCGAGGCGACUCUCAAUUCCAGGACUUUCCCGCAUACUGCGACUCAAAGCUUCAUGUCAUAUUGCUCGCAAACGCAGUCGCCAGGUGCUUCAACAACACAUCCGUCAUGUCUGUCCAUCCAGGCUGGGUUGCGACGAAACUUGGAGGUGAGGAUGGGCCAGAUAAGCUGGAGGAUGGAGUUGACACAUAUGUUAUGCUGGCUGAGGGAGAUUAUGAUCAAAGCUUGACAGGGAGAUAUUUUGAGCCCAAGAGGAAGCUAGCAGAGCCCACUCCUCAGUGUGGUGAGGUUGAGUUGCAGGAACGGGUUGUUGAUGCUUGUGAGAGAUUGGUGGGAUUGAAACUUCCUGGGAUCUAAGCUUGAUUAAUAGACAUGUUCGUAAUUAUCUUCUCUCACAUUAAAGAAGAUCAUCUUUUUACAC
This is a messenger RNA of Fusarium oxysporum Fo47, 2440 nucleotides long. Its product is annotated as glycoside hydrolase superfamily. The record is from RefSeq and is a predicted model, not a curated record. Lineage: Eukaryota; Fungi; Ascomycota; Sordariomycetes; Hypocreales; Nectriaceae. Bases 1 to 2376 code for a protein of 791 amino acids. The transcript is spliced from 5 exons. Gene Ontology annotation, biological process: carbohydrate metabolic process. Gene Ontology annotation, molecular function: beta-glucosidase activity.